UAAAUUAUAUAAAUAGAUCUUUAAUAUGUACUGUUUUCAUGAAUAUAAUAUUUAACAUCAAACGCAUAAAGCCUACGUCGCUUAUACAGAAGAGUUGUUCUUUUGUGUUGCGCGUGACGUAAAACAAACAUCGAUUUUCUUAUAAUAGGUUCGCAAAUACUGAUGAAACAUAACGACUAAUUUCAUUGAUGUGCUCGAACCCGCAAACAGACAAACCCUUUUUAAUUUAUUAUAGAGAAAUAACAUCAUUUUUAUGGCUAUAACUCGACAAAAGAAAAUUUCAAAAAUUCUAUUAAUCUCUAUAUUCGUUUUAUGAUUUAAGAUUUGUCCACGACUACAACACAGUAUCGAACUGAAUAAGGUACUAUGGUUUUGAAUUUGAUGUGGACAACAUUAUUAAAGUACCUAAUAAAUAAUUUUUAUUUUAUUUUAGUAUAAAUAUAGGAAUAGAAGAACGCACACAGAAGAACGCUUAUACAACAUUUUAAUUUAACCAUCAAAAUUUAAAGAUAAUUGAAUUCUUUUUGUAUUUUGUUAGUGUAUUUUCGUGCGUAAAUGAGUCUUUAUUCGCCAAAGAAAUUAACAUAUUCAUUUAAAUGUGUAUGAAGGCGGAUAGCAGGCUGACCCAAUAGACGUUACGAGCGACCCCACGAUUUAAAGGCAACGCUUUGCGCACUACGCUCGCUCCAUAAGUAGUGGUACAUUCGUCAAACUGCGCAUUCAAAUCACAAAUCCGAAAGAAUAUUGUAAACGCUAAAUACUUUAUUACGAUUAUGUUUUCACUGUAUUAUCAAUAGAAUUUUAUAAUUUAUGUUGAUUAUGAAUGGGUACAUCAAGAGGUCAGGCGCACAAUCUUAUCUUUCUUCGUUGUUUAAAUGUUUGUGCUUUAGAUCCAAUGAAGUCAGUUAACUUCAAGCGACUUACGAAAAUAGUUUAUGGUAACAGUGCUGUAAAUAUUUAAUCAUAAAAAAAGUAUAAUAGUGCUCAGUGUGAUUAAUUAGUGUUUUUAAGUGCAAUCAGAUAUACUAGUGAAUUUUAAAAUGCCUAUUAGACGUAGCCAGGUCUUGGUGAAAUGGAUAUUCGAGAACCAACACAAGCUGCAGACUAUUCGAUGGUGUAGCUCUUCGCUGCGGUACAAAGAGCUAGAAGACUCAGUGCAGGCGGACCACGUGGCACCAUCGCCCACGCAAAAGCCACACCCACAAAUUACACCUGAAAUCUCCUUCAAGUACGAAGACUUGCAAGUACGACUCGCGGCGCCGUAUCAGCUCACCCCGAAACCCGAAGCUAAGGAACUAGGUUUCGGAAAGUAUUUCACCGAUCAUAUGCUCAAAAUUUAUUAUCACAAGGAACUCGGGGGAUGGCAAAAACCGGAGAUCAUGCCAUUCGAGAACUUAAAUAUACAUCCCGCCGCGAAGGCACUUCAUUACGCCAUACAAUUAUUUGAAGGAUUGAAAGCGUACCGAGGUGUUGAUGAUAAAAUACGAUUGUUCAGGCCGGAACUUAACAUGGAAAGGAUGAACCUCGCAGCCCAGAGGUCCGGCUUGCCAAUGUUCGACGGAGAAGAGCUCGUUCAAUGCAUAAAACGAUUAGUACAAAUUGACCAGGAAUGGGUUCCGCAUUCAGAAACGUCGACCCUUUAUAUCCGACCAACGUUAAUAGGGAUCGAGCCCACUUUCGGAAUAAUGGCGCCGGAGUCGGCAUUGCUGUUUGUAAUCCUGAGUCCAGUGAGCGCGUACUACAAGGCGAGCAGUGAUGGAGCGGUCUCAAUAUUCGCUGAUCCCAAUGUCGUACGCGCCUUCCCUGGAGGAGUUGGAAACAGAAAGGUCGGCUCUAAUUACGGACCCACUAUAGAGGCGACAGCGCGAGCUGCAAAAUUGGGGCACCAUCAAGUGCUAUGGCUCUUUGGUCCAGAUCACCAAUUAACAGAGGUCGGCGCCAUGAAUAUUUUUAUGGUGCACAUCAACGAUCAAGGAGAUAAACAAUUGAGUACGCCGCCACUGAACGGUUUGAUAUUGCCCGGAGUGACGCGUCGCUCCAUCAUCGAGCUGGCGAGCCAGUGGGAGGAUAUCGUCGUCAGAGAGGAAGUCAUCACAAUGGAUCGCGUCAUACAACUCAACCAACAAGGAAGGUUGCUAGAAAUGUUCGGCGCGGGUACAGCCGUCAUCAUCAGCCCGAUUAGCAGGGUCGGCUUCCUCGAACAAAACAUUGAAAUUCCCACGAUGAAACAGUCGAACCCCGUGUUCCAACGAGUGAAGGACACGCUGCUCGCGAUCCAAUACGGACACGUGGAGCACCCGUACGCUAAGGUCAUAUCGUAGUGCGCGCCGGGGCGGUGCUGGACACCAUCGCCGCCGCCGGCCUAGUGAUGGGACACUUGUCGAUGUGUUAACUGUAACGUCUCUAUGAUGAGUUCACGAUAUGCGGAACGCGGAACGAGCGAGGAAGUGACACUGUGCCAUUUCAAUGCUACGCAUUACUUGUCAGUGAAAAUACGCCUCGUUGUGAAGUUAUCUUUAGCGAUAUCACUGUAGUUUAUUUAUUCUCUUGAUCACCCACAACGGCGCAAAAUAAACGUGUUUUGAUACUUUUUGUGCUCGCUUCCGUUGUAUAUAUUUUGUUUAAUCGGUUAAAGGGAUUUAAAUGUGGAACUUCAUGUAAUUUGUUUACCUAUCUGAGCAGACAGCGAUUAAAAGUAAAGUUAAGUGUUUCGAAUUCGUUAGCUGAAAUUAUUCUAUUGUGAAUGUGACAAACUUAAGAACUCACUACUGUUGACCUGUGAAUUUAUAUUUUAACGUUCGUAUCUUCGUGUAAACAAAAUUAAAUGGACAAUGUGAUAUUAAUGUGUAAUUAAAUAUUAAGUACGAACUUGACCUUUGAAUUGCAUGUCAAUAUUCACAUAAUCUAAUGCUAAUUAUUUCUAUCGAUUUUAAUGUCGCAUCUAUAUACCUAAUGUGUAAAUUUAUAGCAACUACAAUCAAUAUCUUGCACUGCAUAUUGGUAUUGCUUAUAGUCGAAAUUCAUUUCUGUAAAAUAUACAUAAUUAUUUUACCUACGUUAACGGCAAAUUGUACAAAUUGUACAAAUUGUACAAAACAAUUAAUAGUACACAACAUUAUAUUAAUAAGUAAAAAAAAAUAUACUUAAUAUCAAUUUAUUUACACGUAUAAAUAUGUAAUAUAUUUAUGAUGAUGUUAUUGACUCAGAGAGUACAAGUUCCUGCUUAAUAUUAGUGUGUUUGUUUCUAGUCUAAGUUAAGAAUCUUUUAUAUUACGACGAUAUGUUAUUUAUGAAUACAAUGUUUGUACAUUC
This is a messenger RNA of Bombyx mori (domestic silkworm), 3312 nucleotides long. RefSeq names its product branched-chain-amino-acid aminotransferase, cytosolic (gene Bcat). Gene Ontology annotation, cellular component: mitochondrion. The record is from RefSeq and is a predicted model, not a curated record. The coding region runs from base 1041 to 2321 and encodes 426 amino acids. NCBI's taxonomy places the organism in Eukaryota, Metazoa, Arthropoda, Insecta, Lepidoptera, Bombycidae. The transcript has 8 exons. Gene Ontology annotation, molecular function: branched-chain-amino-acid:2-oxoglutarate transaminase activity. Gene Ontology annotation, biological process: L-leucine biosynthetic process; L-valine biosynthetic process.